AAAUAUUUCUUUCAAUCCAUAAUCCAUUACCCUCUAUUUCUUAAUUUUUCUUGUCUUUUUUGAUAAAUACUGUUAAACUUUUUGUUUUAUUUUAUGUCACUUUCUGGGGGAUAGUUGUCAAUCAUUCCCUCUUUUUAUUCUGCUACAUUACUCUUAAACAGCAACUACUAUAACGACGUUUUUCCUAGAUUUCCAACAUUUUUGUUUUUUUUUGGAGCAGAAAAAACUUCAGCAUCUUGCUAUCCAGUUCUUCAAUUUGAUCAAGUAAGGUGUAAAGUUUACAUCUUUAUGUAGUUUCUUUUCUAAUUCUGGGUAUUUGAUUUAUUUUUCUUCUUUACUUCUGCUGUUUCUUUCAGUUUCUGUAUCGAAAUGUUAGAACAUCAUAAACCCUUCAAUUUGAUCUCUUUUCAAUGUUACAUUAUUGUUAAAUGUCUAAUUUCUCAGCUUCCCUUUGAAUUUACCCAUCUAUUUUGCUGGGUUUUUCGUUGAAUCUUUGUGGGUUUUUGCUGAAUUGGGUAUUGUAUUAUUCAGAACCCUGAACUUUUUGUGAGUUUAUGAGCUCAAUUUCUCUGCUUUUGUUCAUGUCUUGCAUACCCAUCCAGGUUUUUUCUUCAAUUUGUUCAAUAUCAAACUGUGUUAUUGUGUGUUUUUUUUGAUUGAAUCUACUGGAUGGGUAUUUGAUCUGUUUGUCUUCAGUCAUCCUACUUGAGAACCUAUUGGUUUUUAACCUUGGUUAAGAUCCAAAACUCUGUUUAGUAAUGAAAUUGUCUCUGAUGGUAAAGGGUGAACUCAAAAUGGUCAUGUGGGUGUUGUUUAUGGUGUUUGUAGCUUCCUUUCUAGAGAAGGGUAAUGCUGCUGCAACUAAUUACCUCAUAGAUUGUGGAUCCCCUCGGAAUACCACGGUUGGUGUUCGUGAUUUCGUUGCUGAUCACUACACCUCCAAAUUUCUUUCCACUCCACAAAAUAUUUUGAGGAAUACUACUGCUAAUUCUAUCAAUUCCUCAUCCAAUUUGCCAGUUUAUCAAACUGCCAGAAUUUUUGCUGGAAAAUCGAAGUACACAUUACCCAUCUCACAGACGGGAAGACACUUCAUUCGCCUUUAUUUUUUCCCGUUUGAUCAUGGAACUUACCAUUUGAGCACAGCUAGCUUUAGUGUUUCAGCUCAACAAUUUAUGCUCCUCAGUGAUUAUAAUCCAGGGAGUUCUCCUUUGAUGAAAGAAUACUCGGUGAAUGUGACAUCGAAAACCCUUGUUAUCACCUUCAUCCCAUCAGAAAACUCAUUUGCUUUCCUAAAUGCAAUGGAAGUUGUUUCCGUCCCAGAUUCACUCAUCGUAGAUGAUGCCAACUUAGUCAAUCCAACAGAGAGCUAUAGCGGCCUAGUGACACAAGCACUCGAGACAGUUGUGAGGGUAAAUAUGGGAGGACCAUUUAUCAGCUACAAUAACGAUACGCUCUGGAGAACCUGGGUUACUGAUGAUGUUUUCUUGUUGAAUAAUGCUUCUGCUGUUGUCGUAAAUCAUGCUGGAGGGGUCAGGUAUGCCCCAGGCCAUGCAACAAGGUAUAGUGCUCCAGUUAAUGUUUACGGCACAGCCAAAGAGAUGAACUCAAUCAAUGACCCCACGUCUAAUUUCAAUGUCACGUGGGAGUUUAAGGUGGAGAGGGGAUUUCAGUAUCUUGUGCGCUUUCACCUUUGUGAUAUAGUGAGUAAAGCCUUGAACGAGUUGUAUUUUAAUGUUUAUAUUGGCCCCUGGAUUGUUUCUCAUGAUACCGACCUUAGUUCUGUGACGGGUGCUUUAGCCACCCCGGUUUUUGUUGAUGCUAUUACACCGUUGGUAACUACCAACAAGCUUCGAAUAGCCAUUGGCCCGUCAACUAUAACUAAUGUGUACCCGGAUGCAAUCUUGAAUGGUCUGGAGAUCAUGAAGCUCAAUAAUUCUAUGGCCAGCCUCAGUGGGAAUGUUCAGGUCAACUUUCCUUCAGAAAAGAGCUCAAAAGUUGGGGUAGGGCUGAUAGCGGGUGUCACCGUUGGAGGUGUUUGUGUUGUCGUAUUAAUGGCUAUCCUUUUCAUCUUCUGCUGUAAAAGAAGAAGUAAACUUGCACAUCCAAGUCCUUCAAAAUCCUGGAUUCCUCUGUCCCUUACUGGAGGGACUUCCCACUCAAUGGGGAGCAAAUACUCCAAUGCUACUGCUACAAGUGUUGAUUUCAACUUUAGUUAUCGGAUUCCUUUUGCAGCAGUUCAAGAAGCCACAAACAGUUUUGAUGAGAGUUUAGUUAUUGGAAUUGGUGGCUUCGGGAAAGUGUACAAAGGAGUCUUAGGUGAUGGUACAAAAGUUGCUGUCAAGAGAGGUAAUCCUCGUUCCCAACAAGGUCUUGCAGAGUUCAGAACUGAAAUUGAAAUGCUCUCACAGUUCCGCCAUCGGCACUUGGUUUCAUUAAUUGGGUAUUGUGAUGAAAAGAACGAGAUGAUUUUGAUUUACGAGUAUAUGGAAAAUGGGACUGUUAAGAGUCAUCUCUAUGGCUCAGGAAAUCCUAGCUUGAGUUGGAAGCAGAGGCUCGAGAUAUGCAUUGGGGCUGCUAGAGGGCUCCAUUACCUUCAUACCGGCUAUGCAAAAGCUGUAAUCCAUCGUGAUGUAAAAUCUGCUAACAUCUUGCUUGACGAAAACCUCAUGGCUAAAGUCGCUGAUUUUGGGCUUUCAAAGACAGGACCUGAGAUCGAUCAGACCCAUGUUAGUACAGCUGUCAAGGGUAGUUUUGGAUAUCUUGAUCCCGAAUACUUCAGGAGGCAACAACUUACUGAAAAGUCAGAUGUGUACUCAUUUGGGGUGGUCUUGUUUGAAGUACUUUGUGCAAGGCCGGUUAUAGACCCAACACUUCCUAGGGAGAUGGUGAAUUUAGCUGAAUGGGUGAUGAAAUGGCAUAAGAAAGGGCAAUUGGAUCACGUUGUAGAUCCCAGUCUUGCAGGAAAGAUAAAACCCGAGUCUCUCAGAAAGUUCGGAGAAACAGCUGAGAAGUGUUUGGCUGAUUACGGUGUUGAUAGGCCUACAAUUGGCGACGUGUUAUGGAACUUGGAAUACACUCUUCAACUUCAAGAAGCAGUUAUUCUAGAUGACUCUGAAGAUAACAGCACCAAUGUGAUUGGCACUCUUUCUCCUCAAGUACACAAUUUUAGUGAGAAUGAUAUCAGUGUUACUUCUGGAACACAGGGUGAUGAGGAUCAUUCGGGUGUUUCAAUAAGUAAGGUUUUCUCACAAAUAGUUCACACCGAGGGUCGUUGAUUAAUCAAGCUCUCUAAGGGAUUGUUUGGAACAAAAUAAUUGCCAUUUUGUACAAAAGGUUAUUGUUAGAACUUAGAAGCAUGAACAACUGUUCUAUAUGAGUUCUGAAACCUGUGAUAUAACAUUUAUUACCAUAUUUUUAGCUUUCAUUUUUUAUGGCAGUAAAAAAAAUGUUCCCAAUUUGUAUUUUUUCAUCAUCCGUGUAAUAAUCUUUUUCCUUGGUGCUUAAAAUAACAAUAUCAGUGAAUUUGUCAAUGUCAUUAUAGAUUUUCAUACUCAAAUUGUAUCCUUUGUAGCAAAAUGUAAUGAUAAAUGUGCAUUGUUGUUGGA
Beta vulgaris subsp. vulgaris (sugar beet) is the source of this 3605-nucleotide messenger RNA. Its product is annotated as receptor-like protein kinase HERK 1. Lineage: Eukaryota; Viridiplantae; Streptophyta; Magnoliopsida; Caryophyllales; Amaranthaceae. The coding region runs from base 759 to 3275 and encodes 838 amino acids. The record is from RefSeq and is a predicted model, not a curated record. Gene Ontology annotation, cellular component: plasma membrane; plasmodesma. Gene Ontology annotation, biological process: protein autophosphorylation. Gene Ontology annotation, molecular function: ATP binding; transmembrane receptor protein tyrosine kinase activity. The transcript has a single exon.